AUGGUGUUCAUGUUGUUCGAGGCACCACCGUAUGCUGGAAAGGCUUGGAAGAAGGUGGAAACUGGAAUGACUUCCAUUGAAUUAACGAUUAAUUGCACAAAACUAUGUAGUGAUCCAAUGCCAGUCGACUAUUUCAAUGCGACGAUGACAUACAGGAAUGACUCUGAUUACCCUCUGCCUUAUGGAAAGUUCGUAAGGCGUACUCCUCUCGACAAGGAGCAAAGUUUUUUCACAGAAAACCAGGUGAUACUGCAUGCCUUUAAAGGAUGGGCUCGUUAA
This is a messenger RNA of Cooperia oncophora, 279 nucleotides long. NCBI's taxonomy places the organism in Eukaryota, Metazoa, Nematoda, Chromadorea, Rhabditida, Trichostrongylidae. The record is from the annotation of a GenBank genome assembly.